This is a messenger RNA of Hydra vulgaris (swiftwater hydra), 2898 nucleotides long. NCBI's taxonomy places the organism in Eukaryota, Metazoa, Cnidaria, Hydrozoa, Anthoathecata, Hydridae. The record is from RefSeq and is a predicted model, not a curated record.
ACGUUUUUUAUCUGUCACCUGUACCAAUCUGUACAAUUGUACCAGAGAAAUUAAAAAUUGCUUAGAUCAUAUCUAUUUUCAAAUCUGGCGAUGACUCAUUUAUUUAUCAAUGUUUUGUUCUGGAUUAUUUUCAUUUUGUUUUUUCUUUCUUUAGCAGAAGUUUUUCGAAAAUAAAAAUGAUUGGUAAAGUAGUUUUUUUAGUACAUUAUAUUUUUAUAACAGUGAUUGUUUUUAGAACAACUAUUGUUUCAGAACAGUUCGGAGCAUUGGAAGACCUAUUUAGUAAAUAUAAUUCACUUUGUUAUUUAUAAAUUAUUUUUUGUUUGAAGAAGGAUUUUUUAGAGAGGCAAGUUGUCAGCGAAAUAAGUAUGUUUUAUUAUUUAUGAACUAAAUUAUUAGAUUAGUUCAAAGUAGGAAUGCCAUUUUCUCUAAUAGUUAUUGUUUUCGAACUUUAAUAAUAACGACGUUAUUAAAUUAACAAAUACGUUUUUAUUAAAGAUUAUUUUUGUUUUUUUUUUUCAUUUCGGUAUUGUUUCAGCAACUUUUACAAAUGGUGAUGUCUUUCAUUUUAUUAAACAAGAACAUUGAAUUAUUGUUUAUUCAUACAUUACCAAAAUAGCUUGUUUUAUUUUUUUAUUUAGUUAUUUGUUCUGAAGCAUCAACCUCCCCAGAUUAUUUUAUACAUUUAAUUUUUAACAAUAAAAAAAUGUUUAUUAUCAUCAUGCUUUAUAAAUUAUCUUUACUGAUUUAUUCAUUCAUUUAGUUGUUUUAUCUGCAGCAUCGCCUAUCCCAAGUAACAUAAUACGUUUAUUUUGGUUUUUUUCUAGAAAAACUAGCAAUAAACAUUCAUUAUUAGAACAUUAUCUUCAGGAAUUAACAAAAUAUACUUUUAAAAUGAAUAUAUUUUUCUCAUUUAGUUGUUUUAACUGUUUUAUCCGCCACUUCUGGUAACUUGAUACGUUUUUUUUGAUUGUUUAUUGAGAAACAUUUUAUUUCGAUUUGUAACUUGAAAAAAGACAAGUAAUAAAUACUGUUUAUUUGAACAUUAUAAUCAGGAUUAAACUACCUUUUUUAAAUGUUUUUUUAUUUAGCUCUUUCAUCAGCAUCAUAGUCUUUUUAGGCAAUUUAUUUAGGUAAAUUAUUUUCUUGGUUAUUUUUUGAUUCGGUCAAACACUUCUAAAUUUUUAUAUUAGGUUGUCAAUAUUUUUCGAUAUCAAUAAAGUACCAAUGAUCAUGUCUGGCAAGAGCCAUGAGUCAUGGCAAGAAACAUGUCUGACAAGAACCCAAGACGCCAACUAUACUAUAUAUACUAUAACAUACAAAACAACUACAUACUAUACACACUUUAACAUACAAACAAACUAUAGCAUACAAAAUACAACCGACAAAAAGAAACAUGAAAAGUUAGGAACAUUGAAUUCAGUAAGUACUGAGAGUGACCAACGUUGUAAAAACUUGCUUAUGCCGUGAAUGACAGCUGGUUUGUUAAUGUUGCAAGUGUAUUUACUAUGUGCUUUCAAGAAGAUGAAACUGGUUAUGAGCCAUUAGCCAUGGCCAUUCAUCAAAGUGAACACAUCAUUGCAAUCGGAAACUAGUAAUAACUAAGUAACUGUGGAGUGCCAGUUUCUAAACUUGAAUUUACAAACAUCAUCCUAUGAUAUCUAUUAUCUAAAUUACAUAUCAUCAUAGUUAUAUAUUGAUAAUCACCGUAACAAUCAUCAUGAUCAUGAUCAUCACUUGGUAGGACGAAAACUCUUCUGAAAUCAAUUUUCUGAAUUAUUCAGUUCUUUACCCUUGUUUGAAAAGAAUUUGAAGAAACUUUUGCCAUAGUUUUUUUGGAUCAUUUUCUGUCUUCUAACAGCUUAUGGUUUAUGCGCAGCUCAAGUUGUAAACAUCAAGAUAUUCACUUAGUUUAUUUAAAUAUAUGGUGCUUUAAAUUGGAUGGAUGUAGGUCUGAUUAUCUAGAGUUAGUGGAAUUGACAACAAUGGUUUUAUCUGGUGAUGAACGGUACAGGCUAAGAAAACCUGGGCCUGUACACCAUGCCAGAUUUAUGGCAAAGGGAAUAUACUUUCUGAAAAUGUAUCUCCUUCUAAACAACAUUUCUAGCUUGACAGAUUUUGAGAAGAAAGAAAUAAAUGAUGUGGCAUUCUUCACAGCUGUAUUUUACACUGAGUGGUUUAUAAAGGCUGAAAUUCCGGCUGUCGCUCCAUAUCAGGAUAUGAAAGCUCUUUGGCAGAUGAUGAGAUACUCAAAAAUCAAUCCUGUCCAGGCAAAACCUGUUAUAGAGUCUCUAAAGAGACACACCUGGUACAUAGACCCAAAUAUUUUAGUUAUGUCUCUUGUUGACAAAAAUGUACAAGAACGGAGUGACAUUGCCCAGAAGUUGUACUCAACCCCAAGACCUACAACUUAUGCCAUAGAAAAACAUCAAGUUAAUUUAAAUAUACUGAACUCCCUUAUGUUUAAUGAUGAUACUCCCCCAAGUUUGACCCCGCUUAAAACUGACCAGAGUUGGUUAAUUUUUCAUAUCUUAAACCAUGCAAAUGCUGAAGUACAGUGGCUUAAGACUCCAUCUGAGACAUGGGAUCUAAAUGACUAUUACUUAGAAUUCAAAAAAUUUGUGAAUAAUCUUGAAGUAGUAAAUGACUGUAGUGAGAGGGCUAUAAAACUAGUUCAGGAGUUGAUCAAUAAAUCGCAUAAUGAGGAUAAAAGACAAAGUACCUUCCUCGUAUCAAACAAAUAUAAGAGUGAAAGAACAAUUAUAAAAAAAUGUGAUUAUGUAAAGAAUUCUUUGUUUACAAAAUAAAUUUAUAAACAUGAACUAUGUUUGACAACUAAUUUCUUCAGAAACUAAUCAUAAAUAUGAUUUUAUUAUGUAAAUAUAAAUAUUUUAAUAC